This is a messenger RNA of Alternaria ethzedia, 2010 nucleotides long. RefSeq lists its product as uncharacterized. The record is from RefSeq and is a predicted model, not a curated record. NCBI's taxonomy places the organism in Eukaryota, Fungi, Ascomycota, Dothideomycetes, Pleosporales, Pleosporaceae. Bases 1 to 2010 code for a protein of 669 amino acids. Gene Ontology annotation, molecular function: mitochondrial transcription factor activity. Gene Ontology annotation, biological process: transcription initiation at mitochondrial promoter. Gene Ontology annotation, cellular component: mitochondrial matrix; mitochondrial DNA-directed RNA polymerase complex. The transcript has 2 exons.
AUGAUGCGCAUACGCCCUAUAAUACCGCGCAAUGUCUGGCGAGGAAACAUAUCUGUCCGCCAAUGGAACCAGGCGCGCUCCGUCGCCACUGCACCUGGCGGUAAGCGGGCGCGCUCAAAGGAGCAGCACCACUACUGGACCGAUGAGAAACUAUCUACACCUGCCGAGUAUUCCUUGAGUGCGGCCAUGGCGGAAAGGAUACAUCCCAACAAGGAGGAAGCAGCGCCGAAGAAGAGGAGAACACGGAACGAAGGCGCGGCGAUAGUAAAAGGCGGCGUUCACGUCAGAACACAGAUCGUAAGUCCCGACCUAUGCGAUGACGUCCUCAAAUACGCCGGCCAUACGUUAGAUAAGCACAAAGGCUGCGAUAUCCUCGACAUCAACCCUGGCGCCGGGCUCUGGUCACAGAAGCUGCACGAAUACCUCCAACCGCGCAGCCACGUGCUCCUCGAACCGCGACACGAAAAGUUUAAAGACUUUCUUGACCCUCUUCUCACUGCACCCGGCUCCAGGUACUCACUCGUCGAACAAGACCCGACCGUACUCCAGACAUACCGGGACAUGGUUGCAAACGGUGUGUUCCCACACCAGACUGUGCUGGACGCUGAAGACCCCAAAGCACAGGAACCAAACAACACCCUGUUAGUGACUGGCUCUCUGGCAUGGGAUCCAAGACUUCCCGGCCUUGGUUUUGACUCAAUGGCGAAACAGCUCGCCUACCACUUUGCCUCCGCUGCCUGGACAAACGAUCUAUUUCAUGCCUAUGGCAUGGUUCGUACCUUACUGUGGGUACAGCACGACGACUUUAGCGGCAUGAUUGCCCAAUCUAUCAACGAAAUGACCAAAACAAACCGCCUCAUGCAAAUGUUACAAGACACAACCCUCUUCAUCCAACCAGAGCGCGCCUCGCGCAGCACGGGCAGAGCCUCUUCGGGCCGUGAACCACAGUACGAGAUCGAGGCCAUUGUCCGCGCUCUGAAGAAAGGGAAAGAGAAUGGGAUGGAGCUACCAUCACAUCGGCGCGACCACAUCCACGACUUUGCUGAAGAAGUCGACCAGAUUUCCAAUGGCACAGGCGUGACCAGUUUUCAAACGAUUCAAGAUUACCUUCGCACGCAACAGUUGGCGGGUAGAAACCCCAUUGGCCUGCUUUCACCUGGUCUCAUCGAGUACUACGAUUUCAUGAGACGUGUAAUCAACGUCUUUCCACAAGUCGAUCUUAACGAUCCGACAGAUGCAAAAGGCAAAAGAACCAAACGGCCGGUACCCCCUGACCACCCUUACAAGGACGACAUACGGAAAUUCUACAGAGAAAGUACUGGUAUGGCGCUGACUCAGAGAAAGAAACUGUUGGCAGCAUCCAUAGCAGACAUUGGCGAGGCUAUAUACAAGCUCGAAUGCAAGAUUGUUGACAUGCCAGACGGCCCUGAAAAAGCUGCUGCAAUGGCCGAGCUAAGCGAUCUUGAAACCCAGUGGAAGCAGGGCCUCGACAGUCAAAAUGCCAACUAUGCUAAGGUACCUGCAACAGAGAUCGAUGACCGCCUCGCUAUACGCUCGCCGCCCUCACCUCGUCUCCAAUCCGACUCCCGUCCUUUCGAGCCCCUCGUCAUGCGUAAGAAUGAGGCUUGGCCCCAGAGCCGGCUGGCCCUCGUCUCUGCUGAGCCCUUCCCCAGGCCUGUCGGCGGAUCCCCCGACUUCUACGAGUGGGCGCGAGAUUUUAUCUUCGGACUCUUCGCGCACCCCUCCGAUGGUAUCAAUCAUGCUCUCGACAAGCUGCAACAUGGCCUCAGCGACAUUAUAAAAGAUUGUCCCAGUUUGAAAGAUCCGAAGAAAGGUGGUAGACUGCAAAUGGAGCAUCUCAGGGUUAGGAUGCUAACAUCCGAGAUGAUUCUGGAGCUUGUGGAAGCGUACAGGACCUGGCCGUUCAAAGAGCCAGGCAGUGAUAGCAAUCAGUACUUCAAGUACAAGCAUGCUGGACAAACGUGGAUUGGACAGUCUGCGGAUCGAUGA